This is a messenger RNA of Plodia interpunctella (Indianmeal moth), 1091 nucleotides long. RefSeq lists its product as uncharacterized. The record is from RefSeq and is a predicted model, not a curated record. Gene Ontology annotation, biological process: regulation of transcription by RNA polymerase II. Lineage: Eukaryota; Metazoa; Arthropoda; Insecta; Lepidoptera; Pyralidae. The transcript is spliced from 2 exons. Gene Ontology annotation, cellular component: transcription regulator complex; nucleus. Bases 254 to 1027 code for a protein of 257 amino acids. Gene Ontology annotation, molecular function: DNA binding.
CAUAAACUGCGUUAAGCGUGCCUCUCGCGUGUCCAUACAAAAACGACCCGCGCGUGCCCAUGCGCGUGCACACGCUCGUGAGCCCGUCGCGUGAUACUUCCGUGCAAUGGAGCACGCAUGCACGCGACGUGAUCACGCAUCACGUUGGACGGGUCCACGCGCGAAGCCCGCUAGCGGGUGCACGCGCGUGCUUGUUCAGUUGACAGCGCUAUCUCGAAUCGACCGCACGCGCGUGCCCGGCCCAUAACAAAAAAUGACAAAUUUUGAUACAGAAAGGGUAAUUGUUGAAGUUCAGUGUCGUCCUGCCAUAUGGGACCAAUCAAGCGAAAUAUUUAAAGACCGGGACGCUAAAUCAAAAGCAUGGCUAGACAUUUGUAAAGUACUGUUUGAAAAUUUUGAUGACUGGAGUGAAGCAGAAAAAAACAUACAAGUGAAAAAGCUGCAGCAAAGAUGGAAAACUGCAAGAGACACUUAUAUAAGAGUGAGGUCUACUAAAAAAAAACUUAAAUCAGGCUCCGGUUCCAGGGCAAAUAAAACAUACAUUUACUAUAACAUGCUGUCAUUUUUAGAUUCAAACUCGAAUACUCAAGGAGAAGAAUCGGCAGACAAUUUUAAUCAGUCAGUAGAGCAAAACGCGUCACCGAGAACUUCACAAAAUAAUACGAUUAUUGAAGAAGAUUUGAUUAAUGUACCUAGCACCAGCUCCAGCGUUACCAAAGAAACACGAUCUUCCAAGAAACGUAAGUGCGAAUCGCCAACUGAUUUCGAAUUAGAGUUGUUAAAUUGCGUGAAGAAUAACACUGCAGAUAAUAUGGACGAAGACUUGAAUUUUUUUAAGUCAUUAUUACCAACUGUAAAAAAAUUGAGUCGCUUUAAAAAAUUAUUAUUUCGUACGAAAGUAUUAGAAGCUUUAAUUGAUAUUGAAAAAGAAAUGAUUAUUACCAUUGAUGACCUUUCAUUAACGCAAAAUACGGUAACGAAUGAUUUAGAAUCCUUAAAUGUAAGAUCAGAUACGAACAAUGAAUAAAUAGGUAACAAGAAAGACUUUGAAGAUUUGAUUAAGACUGUUUAAUUAUUAAGAACAAAAGAAA